AUGAAACGAACUUUUCAUUCAUCGAACGCUGCUCCUCAAAAUUCACAUCAACACGAAGGAAAUCUCUCCUCUAUCAAUGAAAGUAUUUACAGCACUCGAAAACGAAAUUCAAGUGCUGUUCCUUCAGUUGUGUCUUCUUUGUAUUGCACAAGCAAUGACAAUUCACAAAUGUCCACUGUUGCAAAUGAGAGUGGAGCAACAACUAUAGACACAGCCUUGACCUCAAUAACACUAAGCCACACGCAGACUCAGAACCAACAACAGCAUCAUGAAGAAACACAUGUGUUGGAUGUGAGUGUUCAUGGGGGAACCAACUCUUCAUUAAACAUGACCUCGAGUCCAGCAGAAAUUAGCAGUGAGAAUUCUCAGGUUUGA
Molecule: messenger RNA, 375 nt
Organism: Naegleria fowleri
Lineage: Eukaryota; Heterolobosea; Eutetramitea; Acrasida; Naegleriidae
Exons: 1
Coding region: 1-375 (124 amino acids)
Source: RefSeq, a predicted model, not a curated record